This is a messenger RNA of Mizuhopecten yessoensis (Yesso scallop), 3409 nucleotides long. RefSeq names its product phosphoglucomutase-1-like. NCBI's taxonomy places the organism in Eukaryota, Metazoa, Mollusca, Bivalvia, Pectinida, Pectinidae. Gene Ontology annotation, molecular function: magnesium ion binding; phosphoglucomutase activity. The coding region runs from base 98 to 1795 and encodes 565 amino acids. Gene Ontology annotation, biological process: carbohydrate metabolic process. The transcript has 9 exons. The record is from RefSeq and is a predicted model, not a curated record. Gene Ontology annotation, cellular component: cytosol.
GGUUUGCUAUGACGAGUUACUUCCCUUACCACUUCAAGGUUCCAGGGACGUGACAUUGCUGCUCAAGGUUGUGUUGCAGACGAAUUUCUGCCAAAACAUGGCGUUAAAAGCAACUUCGGUGUCUACCUCACCGUUUGAGGAUCAGAAGCCUGGGACAAGUGGAUUAAGGAAAAGUGUUAAAGUAUAUCAACAACCCAAUUACACCGAAAACUUUGUACAAUGCACAUUGUCAGGAGGUUUAAAGGAAAAGCUUGUCGGAAGCACUGUGGUAAUCGGAGGCGACGGGCGAUUUUAUAUGAAGGAAACGACCGUGAAGAUUGUACAGAUGUGUGCUGCUAAUGGGGUGAAAAAGGUAAUUGUUGGUGAGAACGGUUUGAUGUCCACACCAGCAUUGUCCUGUGUAAUCAGAAAAUAUCAGACAGGUGGAGGAAUUAUUCUCACAGCCAGUCACAACCCUGGUGGUCCCGACGCAGAUUUUGGUAUCAAGUUCAACACUGCUAAUGGAGGCCCAGCCCCAGAGAAUGUAACGAAUGCUAUUUUUGAGCUUACAACGACAAUAUCAGAAUACAAGACCUGCCCUGACCUGCAGCCUGUUAUUUCUGUCAUUGGAUCCACAAAAUAUGAGGUUGAAGGUCGUCCCUUCACUGUAGAGGUCAUUGACUCUGUUGCUGACUAUGCUAUGUAUAUGCAGGAGAUCUUUGAUUUUGGUGCUAUUCGUAACUUACUCUCUGGAUCAGAUGGCAAGCCAUCCCUCAAAAUUCUGCUAAAUGCCAUGCAUGGAGUGAUGGGUCCCUAUAUCACUAAGAUUGUAUGUGGAGAGCUGGGAGCCCCGGCAGACAGUGCUGUCAACUGUGUGCCCCUUACCGAUUUUGGAGGUCACCAUCCUGACCCUAACUUGACUUAUGCAGCUGACCUUGUUACAGAGUUGAAGAAAGGUCAGCAUGGAUUUGGAGCUGCUUUUGAUGGUGAUGGGGACAGGAACAUGAUUCUUGGGAAAGAAGCUUUCUUUGUAACCCCAUCUGACUCUCUGGCUGUACUGGCCAACAACCUCAACUAUAUUCCCUACUUCAGAAAGGAGGGUCGCGACAAGAAAGGGUUUGCUCGCAGCAUGCCCACCAGUGGUGCUGUAGACAGGGUGGCUGAGAAGAAUGGUGUGGAGUGCUUUGAGGUGCCCACUGGCUGGAAGUUCUUCGGUAAUCUGAUGGAUGCAGGUCGUCUGACUCUCUGUGGGGAAGAAAGUUUUGGAACUGGGUCUGACCACAUUCGGGAAAAGGAUGGACUGUGGGCUGUGCUCGCCUGGCUCUCCAUCCUAGCAGAGAAAAAAUGUAGUGUGGAGGAUAUUCUCAUGGACCACUGGAAACAGUAUGGCAGAAACUUCUACACCAGGUAUGACUAUGAGAACUGUGAGUCUGCUCCGGCAAAAAAGAUGAUGGACAACCUGAACACACUUAUAGAGGAGGGGACCCUUGUAGGGGCCACUCACAAUGUGGGGGGCAAGACUUACAAGGUGGCCACCAUGGACAACUUUGGUUACACAGACCCUAUUGAUGGCAGCAUCAGUAAGAACCAGGGAGUGAGAAUACUGUUUGCUGAUGGCUCACGAAUCAUAUUCCGCCUGAGUGGCACUGGUAGUAGUGGUGCCACCAUCAGGAUGUACAUAGAGGGAUACGAAUCGGACAAUACCACUUUUGCUAAAGACCCUCAGGAUGUGCUCAAACCUUUGAUAGAAAUUGCUUUACAAAUUUCACAGCUUAGGGAGUUGACUGGAAGAGACAAGCCCACAGUCAUCACAUAAAGAUCAUGCUAAUAUAGAAAACUGUAUAGACUUUAUAAAGUCCCCGUAAAACACCAAAGCUGUAUAUCAUUAAAAUGUCUGGCUGUAUCCCUCAUCACUAAUGCCCUUUGUAUAAUUUCUUUAAAUAACAACUACAUCUAAUAUGUCAUAUCUGUUUGUUAUGUUAUAUCAUGAAACAUAGUCCCAUUAUGAUUUUAUCUUAUUUAGCUUUUAUAUUGCAUUAGUUGUUAACUUUUUAAUGAUUAAAUACAAUGUAUCUCUGAUGCAAGACAAAAAUAAUGUUAAGGGAGCUAACUCCUGUGAGCUUAAGGAGAAAUUAAGUACUACAGCCUUUUUGGAAAUUAUUGAUGGCAUGUAGCAAUCACAUCUUAUCUAUGUCAGAAAAAUCAGGAAAUAGCCAUGAAGUAAAAUUACAAUGAGUAAAAUUAGAUAGUAAUUGAGAUGAUAUACUAGUAUGUGUUAUUGCAGAAAUAGUUAAUAUAUAAUUAUUGCCAGCAGAAUUUUAAUUGUAGUAAAUUCUCUCUUUUUUUCCCAUGGCUGCUUUUGUAAGGCAGUGAUAGCAUAUAGAAUUGGUUUUGAGUGAAAAUUAAGAAAAAGGACAAUGUGACUAUGAUGAUCUCUAAUUUACAACAUUGCAUUUUGCUUUUGAAAAUAAUUUUCUACCACAUCUACAUAUGUAAGAUAUACAUGUGCUAUGGCUAUCCGAUGCCUGGGUAAGAGAUGGGAGAAGACAGUUCAAUCUUUCUUUAAGUAUGGAGGCUAUAACAAUUCUUCCCUUUUGUGUAGAAUUUGAGAUCAGGACAUCUGCAAGCCUAUACUUUCACCCUAAUUUUACUUGAUCUGGUAACCCCCAUACCUAAGAAAUGAUAAAUUGUAUUAGUUUAGAUAAAAUGUAUAUUCAUACUCAUUGAAAAGUAUUUUUUUAUAAAUAUAGAUAUCAAGUCUUAUGUCCCUACAGAGUUACGACCCUUUGUUUAUUUCCUUUGUUUAUUUAUCAUACUGAUGUUUUGGUGGCGAUUAUAUGGAUUGCUUGAAAUGCUUUGCGUGUUUAUUUUAUCUUGCAAUCUGCAUAUGGCAAAUAUGGUAUUUGUUUUUUAUGUGAUAUCUUUAUAGUUGUUAAGUUUUACAGACUCAGCUGUUGAUAUAAGAAUGAUAUUAAAAGGUACCUGUAUACUACUGGGUACAUCAUGUACUUCCUCCGUCGUUUCUAUUUGAUCGUGGAUGGUAAUGACAGGUUAACAUGUUGUAACAGGCAAUUGUUAUUUUGUUGACACCAAUGUAUAAAACUACAUGUGUUCAGAUAUCAAUUUGUAUUUUUUGCCUGGCAUUUAAUUUGGUGCAAAAACGUACAUAAAGUUGAUAUGUCUACAAAUUUAUUGUUUUUGUUUACAACAACUAGUGCUAAUUUAUUGAAGAAAAAAAAUCAACGUUCUUUAAGUGGUUAAUGCUUCACUGUUUUAUUGACCUGGUACGAAAAAGUAUGAUUAUAGAUGUGGUGCAAAAUUAUGUAUAAAUUUGAUUUGUCUGCAAUAGGUGCUCAUUAAUUGAAGCAGAAAAGCAAUGUUCUAGUCGCUUAUACCUGUGGGUAGUUAUGUAAUCACCUGGUCUAACAGU